CACAUAUCAGCACAACCCAGUAUCGGGGAUCAGGAGAUAUCACUUGCCGGUACGCAACGGUGGUAACCGCUUGCGCAAUAGAAACAGACACGACGGCCCUCGCGGACCACGCAGGCAACACUUACCCCUGAUAGGGCCGAACUGCAGCGCCGGAGACACCGCAGGCACCACUCCCCACCAUUUUCAGGCAAGGGGAUGCCCGCGUUGUCUUCCGAAGAUGAGGGGGCCUCAUCCUCUGAAGAGAGGGGGGGCGAGAGGUCUUCCCCGCUCAAGGAAGCUGAAAGCGCGAUAUCAUCCCCGCUGAGGGAACCCGGUGGCGCAACCGCUUCCUCCGAAGAGGGGACCGGGGACGGACUCGGCGAAAAGCCCCCAAAAGGAGGGGACGCAGGAGGAGACGCAGGAGGAGAUGCAGCAGGGGCUGAAGCCUGCUGGCAACGCAGGCAACGGGCACGGUUCUUCUUCUUGCGCCUAUUGGCGCGGCGGAGCGUACGAGCGGCAGCAGAUCGAUGUUUGGCCAUCUGUCGAAUACACCAGUGGAAUCAGCAUACACGCAAGCCCACAAACGAAGCUAAGAAGGAAGCGGGAAAGAGCUUAACGCAGAACACAAUCAUCAGCAGGACAACGGAUGCAACAGCGCCACACCUGAUAGCUCAGGAGACCUCAAAACCACAAGAUACGGGCAACGCAAUGAGCAGAAUAGGAUACUGUGAUCAGAAUGACCUGAACGCGCGGCGUGAUGCGGAAAACGAGGCGCUUACCAUGGGUGUAGGAGAGGUUGGUGAUUGAGAAAAGGAAUGAGGAACAGCGUGUGAGAAAUCGCUGUAUGGCAGGUGACGUCCAACACAAGCGGCGCCUAGGCAACGGAAUCAGUGAAUGGCACAACGCAACCACAACACAACAUCGCCGCCCGAUAUCAAGCAAGUGAAUGGAACCGAGCGUUUCAUACCAUAGGGCGCGCGGCAGGAAUCGGGAUCGGACCCUGUACAACGCAACUAACACCCCUAUACUUCCCGAAAUGGAAAACGUGAGGCUA
Molecule: messenger RNA, 1033 nt
Organism: Aspergillus alliaceus
Lineage: Eukaryota; Fungi; Ascomycota; Eurotiomycetes; Eurotiales; Aspergillaceae
Exons: 1
Coding region: 196-786 (196 amino acids)
Source: RefSeq, a predicted model, not a curated record